Molecule: messenger RNA, 10236 nt
Organism: Octodon degus (degu)
Lineage: Eukaryota; Metazoa; Chordata; Mammalia; Rodentia; Octodontidae
Gene: Nfasc
Product: neurofascin
Exons: 31
Coding region: 17-4363 (1448 amino acids)
Biological process (GO): cell-cell adhesion; brain development
Molecular function (GO): cell-cell adhesion mediator activity
Source: RefSeq, a predicted model, not a curated record
GUUGGUCUCUGCCCUAAUGCGGUGGCUGGCGGCGAGAGGCGCUGCAGGGGACUCGGGGGAAGUGGCGGCGCCCGCAGCGGACAGCACGGACUGCGCCCCGGGCCGGAGCCCGAGCCGUCGGAGGUUGAUUGACGCAUGUGCAGUUUGGGGCCCUGGAGCUCUCCUGCCCUCAGCACACUGCCACAGAGCCACCUCUGGUGCUGCAAGGAAGAGGCUGAAUGAGGCGGAGGAGCUGAGCUCUGUCCCGAAAGCCCACGUGGAGCAGCUGGAGGCAGCGAGAUCCCGAGGGCUGGGGAGUGGGGAGCAGGGCCUGGUGCCGAGGAUGGCCAGGCAGCAGCCGCCACCCUGGGUCCACGCAGCCUUCCUCCUCCUCCUCCUCAGUCUUGGCGGGGCCAUCGAGAUUCCGAUGGAUCUGACCCAGCCUCCAACUAUCACCAAGCAGUCUGUGAAGGACCACAUCGUGGACCCCCGUGACAACAUCCUGAUUGAGUGUGAGGCAAAAGGGAACCCCGCCCCAAGCUUCCACUGGACUCGAAACAGCAGAUUCUUUAAUAUCGCCAAGGACCCAAGGGUGUCCAUGAGGAGGAGGUCGGGAACCCUGGUGAUCGACUUCCGCAGUGGUGGGCGGCCAGAGGAGUACGAGGGCGAAUAUCAGUGCUUCGCCCGCAACAAGUUCGGCACAGCCCUGUCCAAUCGGAUCCGCCUGCAGGUGUCCAAAUCGCCCCUGUGGCCCAAAGAAAACCUAGACCCAGUUGUGGUUCAGGAAGGCGCACCCCUGACGCUGCAGUGCAACCCCCCUCCGGGUCUCCCCUCUCCGGUCAUCUUCUGGAUGAGCAGCUCCAUGGAGCCCAUCACGCAGGACAAGCGCGUCUCCCAGGGCCAUAACGGGGACCUGUACUUCUCCAACGUGAUGCUGCAGGACAUGCAGACCGACUACAGCUGCAACGCCCGCUUCCAUUUCACUCACACCAUCCAGCAGAAGAACCCCUUCACCCUCAAGGUUCUCACCACCCGAGGAGUUGCAGAAAGAACACCCAGCUUCAUGUAUCCUCAGGGUACCUCAAGCAGUCAGAUGGUGCUUCGUGGCAUGGACCUCCUGCUCGAGUGUAUUGCUUCUGGGGUCCCAACACCAGACAUCGCAUGGUACAAGAAAGGUGGAGACCUCCCAUCUGACAAAGCCAAGUUUGAGAACUUUAACAAGGCUCUGCGGAUCACCAAUGUCUCAGAGGAAGACUCCGGGGAGUAUUUCUGUCUGGCCUCCAACAAGAUGGGCAGUAUCCGGCACACGAUCUCGGUGAGAGUAAAGGCUGCUCCCUACUGGCUGGAUGAACCCAAGAAUCUGAUCUUGGCUCCUGGUGAAGAUGGAAGACUGGUGUGCAGAGCCAACGGGAACCCCAAACCCACUGUCCAGUGGAUGGUGAAUGGGGAGCCUCUGCAGUCGGCACCACCCAACCCAAACCGUGAAGUGGCCGGCGACACUAUCAUCUUCCGGGACACGCAGAUCAGUAGCAGGGCUGUGUACCAGUGCAACACCUCCAACGAGCACGGCUACCUGCUGGCCAACGCCUUCGUCAGCGUGCUGGAUGUCCCACCUCGGAUGCUGUCACCCCGGAACCAGCUCAUUCGGGUGAUCCUUUACAACCGGACACGGCUGGACUGCCCAUUCUUUGGGUCUCCUAUUCCCACCCUCCGAUGGUUUAAGAAUGGGCAGGGAAGCAACCUGGAUGGUGGCAACUACCAUGUCUAUGAGAAUGGCAGCCUGGAAAUUAAGAUGAUCCGCAAAGAGGACCAAGGUAUCUACACCUGUGUGGCCACCAACAUCCUAGGCAAGGCUGAAAACCAAGUCCGCCUGGAGGUCAAAGACCCCACCCGGAUCUUCCGGAUGCCUGAGGACCAGAUUGCCAAGAGGGGCACCACCGUGCAGCUGGAGUGUCGUGUGAAGCACGACCCCUCACUGAGACUCACUGUCUCCUGGCUGAAGGAUGAUGAGCCGCUCUACAUCGGAAACAGGAUGAAGAAGGAAGAUGACUCCCUGACCAUCUUUGGCGUGGCAGAGCGAGACCAGGGCAGCUACACAUGUGUGGCCAGCACUGAGCUGGACCAAGACCUGGCUAAGGCCUACCUCACUGUGCUAGCUGAUCAGGCCACUCCAACUAACCGUUUGGCUGCCCUGCCCAAAGGACGACCAGACCGGCCCCGGGACCUGGAGCUCACCGACCUGGCUGAGCGGAGCGUGAGGCUCACCUGGAUUCCAGGAGACGAUAACAACAGCCCCAUCACAGACUAUGUCGUCCAGUUUGAAGAGGACCAGUUCCAACCAGGGGUCUGGCAUGACCAUUCCAAGUUCCCAGGCAGCGUUAACUCAGCUGUCCUCCAGCUGUCCCCCUAUGUCAACUACCAGUUCCGGGUCAUUGCCAUCAAUGAGGUCGGGAGCAGCCACCCCAGCCUCCCAUCUGAGCGCUACCGAACCAGUGGAGCACCCCCGGAGUCCAAUCCUGGUGACGUGAAGGGAGAGGGGACCAGGAAGAACAACAUGGAGAUCACAUGGACGCCCAUGAAUGCCACUUCCGCCUUUGGACCCAACUUGCGCUACAUCGUCAAGUGGAGGCGGAGAGAGACUCGAGAGACGUGGAACAACGUGACGGUGUGGGGCUCUCGCUAUGUGGUGGGGCAGACCCCUGUCUAUGUACCCUAUGAGAUCCGGGUCCAGGCUGAGAACGACUUUGGGAAGGGCCCAGAGCCCGACACUAUCAUUGGCUACUCCGGAGAAGAUUAUCCCCGGGCUGCGCCCACCGACGUUAAGGUCCGAGUCAUGAACAGCACAGCCAUCGGCCUGCAGUGGAACCGGGUCUACUCCGACACGGUCCAAGGCCAGCUCCGGGAGUACCGAGCCUACUACUGGCGUGAGAGCAGCUUGCUGAAGAACCUGUGGGUGUCUCAGAAGAGACAGCAAGCCAGUUUCUCCAGCGACCGCACCCGGGGCGUGGUGGGUCGCCUCUUCCCCUAUAGUAACUACAAGCUGGAGAUGGUUGUGGUCAAUGGGAGAGGCGAUGGGCCCCGCAGUGAGACCAAGGAGUUCACCACCCCAGAAGGAGUACCCAGCGCCCCCAGACGUUUCCGAGUCCGGCAGCCCAACCUGGAGACAAUCAACCUGGAGUGGGACCAUCCAGAGCACCCCAACGGGAUCCUGACUGGAUACACCCUCAAAUAUGUGGCCUUUAAUGGAACCAAGUUGGGAAAACAGAUAUCGGAAAACUUCUCUCCCAACCAGACCAAGUUCUCUGUGCAGAGAUCAGACCCUGUGUCACGCUACCGCUUCACUCUCAGCGCCAGGACGCAGGUGGGCUCUGGGGAAGCGGUCACAGAAGAAUCUCCAGCACCUCCCAAUGAAGCUACUCCAACCGCAGCACCUCCCACGUUGCCCCCAACUACCGAGGGUGCGAUAGGCACUGUGAGCAGUACUGAAGCUACUGCCGCUGCUGCCACCACCGAAGCCACAACAGUCCCCAUCAUCCCAACUGUCGCACCUACCACCAUCGCCACCACCACCACCACUACCGUCGCCACAACUACUACAACCACUGCCGUCGCCACCACCACCACUACCACCACGGAGAGCCCUCCCACCAUCGGCACCAGGAGUAAGAUGCAGGAAUCUGCCCCCGAUGAGCAGUUCAUAUGGAACGUCACGGUGCUCUCCAACAGUAAAUGGGCCAACAUCACGUGGAAGCACAACUUCGGGCCCGGAACCGACUUUGUGGUUGAGUACAUCGACAGCAACCAUACAAAAAAAACUGUCCCUGUUAAGGCUCAGGCCCAGCCUAUACAGCUGACAGACCUCUAUCCCGGGAUGACAUACACGUUGCGGAUUUAUCCCCGGGACAACGAGGGCAUCAGCAGUACCGUCAUCACCUUUAUGACCAAUGCAGCUUAUACCAACAACCAGGCAGACAUUGCCACCCAGGGCUGGUUCAUUGGGCUCAUGUGUGCCAUUGCCCUCCUGGUGCUGAUCCUGCUCAUUGUCUGCUUCAUCAAGAGGAGUCGAGGUGGCAAGUACCCAGUUCGAGAGAAGAAGGAUGUGCCCCUGGGCCCGGAAGACCCCAAGGAGGAGGAUGGUUCCUUUGACUACAGUGACGAGGACAACAAACCCCUUCAGGGCAGCCAGACGUCUCUGGAUGGCACCAUCAAGCAGCAGGAGAGUGAUGACAGCCUGGUGGACUAUGGCGAAGGUGGGGAGGGUCAGUUCAAUGAAGAUGGCUCCUUCAUUGGCCAGUACACAGUGAAAAAGGACAAGGAGGAGACAGAGGGCAACGAGAGCUCAGAGGCCACAUCACCCGUCAAUGCCAUCUACUCUCUGGCCUAGUGGAGGCCACCAAGCACAGCCACUAUAUUGCAAGUAGGAGGAGGGGAGAGAGGGAGAUGAAGCCACUGCAGACCUACCACAAAGCCACCACCACCUUCCAGGACAAGGGUACAAUAUGAAGGUCUGCCACACCGUGAGGACCAGUGACCAACCCAGCCACCCUUGAGCCCCUCCCAAUGAGCCCCCACCCUGCUGUGUGCCACCAGUAUGGGAGAGCUAGGCAGCGCUCACUGGAGGGAACCCUGUCCCUCACCAUGCCCCACCACACUGCCCCUCAACCCGGGCACACACACUCGCCUAUUCCUGUUGGCUACAGUACUUGUCAUUGUCUCCAUUUUUUUCAUUUUUUUCUCUGUGCAUCUUUUUCUCCAGACCCAGUGUCUCCAUUCUGUUUCUUUCUGUAUUGUAAGACGUGUCCCUGGCAAAGAAAGGAUAGGUGGCUUCUCCCCAAAAAAACCACAACAGACAAGAGAAUGAUCCGAAACAGGACAGAGAGCAAAGCUGUAGUAUUGAAGCUGCUGUCACCAGGCCAACAUGUUUCCGAAGGAUGCCUUUCUUGCCAUAUGCACCCCCUCGCUCCCAACCCAUCUGCCUCGGCCUUGUCAGCUGCUCAGCUGGGCUUGGCUUCUUUCUGGAAAGUGACAGUAUUUGGGGCAGGGCGAGGAUGGGCAGGCCUCCUUGCCUCUCUCUGGUUCAGUUAGCAGGUUUACCUCUUGCUCCUCACUGUUACCUGCCCCUGCCUCUGGACUAUCUGUGGAUGAGAUGCACUGACCCUGAAGGCGAAGGUGGGGGGCGGAGUAGGUACUGAAGGAGAGGACUGCGGGGAAUGGAUCCCAAGCAGAAGAAAGUCAGGUCUGGUCCCUCGGGAGCUGCACGCCUCUGGAGAGAAGCGAAGGGCUGGGUUUGGACACCAGUGAAACCCAGGAUGCAGGAGAGGACCAUCCGUGCUGCCUCUGGAGGAGGGGCCCCUGCCCACCUAGGAGCUAGCCCCUGCGUGCAGAAGCCUGGCGGAGGCGUUUGGGGGUGCAAAGCGCUGCCUCGCUUCCGUCCCUCGCAGUUAUCCCCCUUGUCAGUUCUGUGUGACGUUUAAACUUGUGCUCAACCUUGUGUGUAGAUGGGGACUGCUGCUCCUGUCUGUCCUUUUUUAGGUAUAUACCUAUUGGAGGACCCUGAGGUGACACCGUCCUAACCGUGCUGUGACGCUCCCGCCUGGGGAGGACUUGAUGCUCUUCAUAUGCCUUAUGCAGCUCUGAUCUGUCCCUGGAUUCCCAGGCCUCAGCCCGUCCCUGCAAGCCUUGAAGCCUCCAGUGAUGUCUGUCUCAGGAUCAGGGCAGCCUAUGCAAGUGUCCCUGCAAGACCGGAAGCAGCCACUCCACAUGCCCCUCCCCCCUCUCCCAGAUGGAGACACUUGCAGACCUGCAGCUCUCAGUCCGAAGGUGCUGCCUUCAUCCUUCCCACCUAAUCCAUUUUUGAAACCAAAGGUACCUAGCCUCGGUGAUGCAGAGGGGAGAGUGGGAGCCCGAGCAUGCCCCUGCAGCUGCUCCUGUGGCUGGAGUCAGUUUCGGGAGGGUUAGGCUCAUCCCCACGUGCGGAUCACCUGCCACUGAUCUGAGCCUCCAGCACCAUCGAGAGGGCCAGGCAGGACGAGGGCUGCGUCCUUCAGAGACUUUAUUAAACCAUCAUUUGCCACAUGUUUAAGCCACAGAGGUAUUAGCAAUGCUUGCAUCACUUAAUCGUUCAGUUGAGGGUCAAGCCUAUAGACACACACUGAAGGUAAGAAAUCAUAGGCCAAAGCCGAGCCAAUGUUGCUUGAACCUGACGGUGUGUAAUGGCUUCUUGGCCCAAGCUGUGGCCCAGGUGUGUCACCUGGGAGCCCAAGGGGCAGCUCUCUCAUGAUGAAAGGGGACAGGGUAAAGAGGAGGGAGCUGGGGAGUAAGCUCAGGGUCCCCUCCCCGAGCUCUCUUCCCAUGCCUAUAGGGAUCAGGUGGGCAUUUCUGCAGCCUAGGCCCACUGUCCCUGAAGGGAGUAUCAGGGAAGAGUGCCCAUGAGCUGAAUUAAACCACUUGGAUUUCGAGAAAACACUCUGGGCCUGAGCAGAGUGGACAAUGUCUCAGGCCCCCAUUCUGCACUGCAUCGUCCAUGCUAGUGAGUCUGCAGCACUGACAGCAGGCUCCUGGGGCAGGAAGAAAUGUUAGAUGUCAUCGUAUCUACCUUCCCCACAUCUCAGGAAAGUCUGCCAAGGAUACUGAUACUUGGAAAGAGCUCUGUCUUAGGGAUCCUGGGGAGAGGUGGGCUCUUGGGUUCCCAUCUUUGCAGCCCAUCGCAGAGUCCUGCCACAAGCUGGGGUUCCAUCAUCUUGGGGUCUUGUUUCAUGUGUGCUGGUAGCUGACCCUCCUUACCACACGAUCACGGUCCCCCAAGCAGGAGCAAAUCUGGGCCUGAAAACCAAGGGUUCCCAAGCAAAGAUGGCAGCCUCUCAGAUGGAUCUGAGCUGUGCAGUUGCCGGACUGGGGAGGAGAGGAGGCACUUUCCAAGUCCACUCCAGCUCAGCAGGAUGCCAGCAUUGCCCAGAACUCCCAGCCAGCAGAGUCUUUCAAGGAAACACCCCAGAACAUUACCAACAACAAUGCGUGGAGUGGGCAGUACCACUGGUGCUUCAGCCUGUCUGAUGGGGGUAGGGGGAAGGGUGUAAGUCACCUUGUAGUGACUCCAGGCAGACUCCCCCCUGUGUCUUCAGCCCUAAGUGUGGUAGCUGUCUGCACUCUUGUCCAUCCAUUCAUCAAAUACUCAGUGAACAUAUAGUGUGGGCUGAGGCUUGUUCCCUGAAUACCUUGGUGACCAAGGUCUGAUAUGGUCCCACGCAGGGCUGACAUUACUGUCACUGACCCAAGGAACACAGUGACUAUUUCUGUCCUCUGUUGUUUGACUGAUGACUCCAAGCUGGAAGGAAGAGGCUUCCUGGGAAGCACUUGAUUCAUCCGCCCAGCAACUCUAGACUGGGAAGUCCUGACUUGCUGGGUGAGGUGAGGACCUGUCCCGCCCUCUGCAGCAAGCUGCUUAAUCUCUGUGUUCUGGUGCCCAUUCAGUCCCUCCUUUGAAUACUUUGCUGCACAGAGGACAUGGGCCACCACCGGAAGAGCAGGGAAGCGCUGUCUCCCACUUGCCUUUGUUAUGGUAAACAGGACAUCACCUUUCCCUUCCUUGUUGCAGCGGAAAUGGCAGACUUUAAACUAAAGGGACAGCCAUGCCAACCCUCUCCCUCGUCCAUCUCCUUUGCCCUGAGAGGUUGGGGACAUCUGGUCUACCCUGCCUGGCAAGUCCUGAGGUUCAAAAAAGUGGCCACACUGCCAGGAGCCCACCUUGUUCCCAGUAAGGUCCAUCAGCAGCAUGGACCCAGGGAGUGUGCUCCCAGGGUCCCUGACCACAGUUAGCUUGGGAAGGGAUAGGAUUGGGCCCAUUGGUGUGUGUGUGGGGGGUGUCCAGCUAAGUUACAGCCUCCCUGCCACCCAGGCACCCAUGCAUGCACAUAUGCAUGCAGCAGACCACAGUGCAGCUGCAGAGCCGCACUUGCAGCAGGAACAGUCCAGACUGUUGGAAAUGGUGAGUCCAUUUCUGGGCUCAAAAGAUGUGAUGCAAGGGGCUGUGUGUGGAGUGAAACCCAGCUAGAGGAUGAGAGGUCACCAGGACUGGGCCUUGUUGGGACAGGUCCUCUGUGGCAGGACCUAGAGAGAGAGCAAUCUGGAGGAAUAGGAAAUGCUCUCGAGAGUGGCCUGGGCUGUGGCUCUUUGUAGUUCCUCCUCGAACAUUGUCCUGAGCCAGGCUGAGUCUUAGACCGUCUCUAACUGCCAGUUGAUGGAAGCAGCAGAGAUAGAAGCGCUGCUGACACUGAAGAGGUGAGGCUUCUCUGGCCUUCUGUGGACCUGGGGCCUGGAGAAUAGCCGAUUGCCAGGGUGCCAGAUUCCCAGAGCCCACUCCUCACCCAUGACACCUCGGGGUAACCACCAGUGUAACCAGCCUCUAAGAAGCCAACAGCUAAUGGUGAGGCUCAUCCAGUUCGGUACACAGGGUGAUUUUGUUUUAGUGAAGCCAAGGACUUUGUAUGAGCUUUGCAUGAUGGCUUAGGAGCACCAUGAAAGAGGUCCCAGAUUCAAAAAAGAAAAAGAAAAUAGGACUGGAGCCAGUGAAGCAAGGAGCUUGAAGUGACCAGAGGUGGCUCUGUGUGCCAGGAGGCACAGGCCAUUUGGGCAGAGGCAAACUCCUGGGCAGCUCCUUCCCUUAAACUAGACAGGGGCUACCCUGGGGGUGAGUUGGAAUGAGAUUGUGGUUGCCCCCAUCCGGGCAACCCAGGGAAGUAAAUACCCUUUCUUUUCCUUCUAAGAAAGUACCUUCCUGCAACAUCUUCAGAAGACUCCAGGGAACCACCCAGUGAAGCCAGGCCAGUCACCAGUGUCCCUAACCAUGACUGAAGGCAGUGCUCCUCUUACCCAUCCAUUAGUAUUAGGUGCAUAUUUCAUGAUGAUAGGAUGGAAACGAAACAGAUACAAUGGUGUCUAGCCUGGAACAGAUUCAGAUUUCAGCUUGCAAGGGAAUCUCAGCGCUGAUCUAAUUGAAGUGACUCAUUGUGCAGACAAGGAAAUGAAAAUAUAGGGAGGUGAAGGGAUGGGCUUGGGAGGGCAGCGCUGGUAAGUCAAGGCAGGACGAGGGCCUCCUGAUUCCUUGCUCAAUGCCGUUCAUCUCCCCACAGUUGCCUCCUUGGAAACAGGUAUUACUGUCCUGCACGCCACCCUGUCGAACCUCUCCACCACAUAGCCCAACAGCUCCCAAGUGAAAGACAAAAAGGAUUUUUCUGAGUCUGAGAUCAGUCUGUGUGUGACAGCCUUUGUUUAACCCAGGCGUGCAGUUAUGGGCAUCCCCAGGCCAGGGCCUGGAAGGACGAGCUGAUUAGUGUUUGUGACUGUGAAGCCUAGAUGGUACUCCCAGAACAGUGUCUCUUGCUGUGUCACACAUCAGGCCUGAGUACAAAUGGGGCUGGAAGUGAGGUUGCCGAAGAUGUCCCCUGUCCAUUCUGCCCUUGGCCCCAGGGUGCUGAGGGGCAGCAGGACUCAGGCAAGCUGGCCACGCUGGCAUGUACUAGGCUAGAAUUCAACAGAUUUAAAGACUGCAGUGAAGCAAUAAACACAAAAGUCUGGGAAAAGAGAUCCAGAAUUUUGUGCACUACUGUGUUUCUUUUUUGAAUACGAUGCAGAUCAGAUGCCCCUGACUGCUCUCUUUUUUUUCUGAUUUCCAAAUGCAGUGUCCUCAGUCAGUGUUGUCCCUCUGCCCAGUUCCCCAGCUCUUUGCCAACUUCUUGCUCCUUUUGAGCUGAGUAUCAGUCGCCUGUGACCCAGCCACAUUCUGUCCUGGUCCCCAGCCCCACCCACGCUGGACCUUGGAGGACCUCUUGCUCUGUCCCCACCACCCCACCCCUGUGUGUUCUUUUCAGUGGGGAAAGUUCUUUCCUAUGUUUCCAUACUUUCCUCCAUUUCCACCCACGCACAAAUUGGUCUGAUCUUCUUUUCUGUUGGCUAAACAUUUAACUUUGAUGGUACAACUUGUGUUAACCCCUCUCACAUCAUGCUCUUUCCUUUUCGUGAGUGACCUUGCAUUAAUCAACUCUGUUGGCGACAGAUGCGUUAUCUGAGGGUGUCACGCAUGACCUUCAGCAGGGAAGACUUCUGGGCUGUGGAGGACCGUCUAAUACAUGGACUUAUAAACUGACUGCAUGAACAAUGAAAAGGCCAAAUUAUUCAGAAUUUUUUUUGAAUCACUGUAAAAAAAAAAAAAAGACUGAUUUCUUUUUGUAUAGAAAACACUAAACGUAUAAUAAAAGUUGU